Messenger RNA from Lepisosteus oculatus (spotted gar), 4567 nucleotides. Its product is annotated as dermatan sulfate epimerase like. Gene Ontology annotation, molecular function: chondroitin-glucuronate 5-epimerase activity. The record is from RefSeq and is a predicted model, not a curated record. Lineage: Eukaryota; Metazoa; Chordata; Actinopteri; Semionotiformes; Lepisosteidae.
CAGACGUAAGUCUCAGAACAUUGCUUAAUGUGAUGUCGUGUUCGUUUAUUGCUUUUUAGAGUACAGUAUACUGUUUUAACUGACUAAUUUCGGCUUAUUCGGCUUAAUAAUUACAUUUAACCUUAGCAGUGUAAUGCCGUGCGUGUUUUGCUAAAACAGAACAAACAUUUCUAUAGCAAAGAGACACCCUAUAAGCACAUCACUUCAAAGAUGUUCGUACUGUAUAUUAUCCAGAACAGUUUAUGAAAAAUAACGGAAAUUACCAUCGGUUUGGAUAGUGUAUUUUAAAUGUCAAUGCCGUUACAACACAAAAUAAAGAUAUGUAAUCUACAUUUUAGGCAUGUAAACUUUUACCAUGAAACUGGAUGGUACAGAAAUCUUAUUCGCAAAAGAGGUUGCUAAGUGACAUAUAGUUGGCAGCGUAUCAUUUGAGACAGGAGGGGAAAAAAGCAUCUGUUUCUUGAAUCAUGGCUCUGAGGUUCAUGGGGCGGUCGGUGGUUUUGUUAUCAUUUUUGGCUCUGGGGACUGCCUUCUCAGGCGUUUUUAAUUCUUCUGACAAAGAGAUUUUUAAUGACGAUCUGGAGCAGGCGGAACAAAAGAAACUAAUAGAUUAUAAUACCAUUGAACAGUGGACACACGUUGCUCCAAACCUACACCCUAAUUUAUAUUUCGACCCCGGGGAUAUAAGCUCCUUGAGACAAAAGUCUACGACUACUCAUAGUCACAUUUUUAAAGUUAUCCGGACUGCAGUAAUAACCAUGCUUUCAAAUUCUCAGCUGUAUCUGCCUCCAGUGAAACACGAGGAGUUCAGCGCGAAGUGGAAUGAGAUAUAUGGAAACAAUCUGCCUCCUCUUGCAUUGUACUGCCUUAUAUGCCCCGAUGACACAGCUGCGUUUCAGUUUCUUGUGAAGUUCAUGGACAGAAUGGCAGAAUAUCCAAAUUGGAUGGUUACAAGUGCGCCCAAUGAUGAGGUACCUAUGGCUCACUCUUUAACUGGAUUUGCAACUGCCUUUGACUUCAUUUAUGCUAAUCUGGACUCUUCUAGGAGAGAGAAGUUUUUAAAGAAAAUCCUCUCCGUGACAGAGGAGUUGUAUGAAGUGUCUAAGUACAGAGCCUGGGGGAAACAGUUUUUGCAGAAUCAUCAAACUACUAAUAUUUUAGCAAUACUUAUAGGUGCCAUAGUAGCAGGAAUGCACAAUAAUCAAGAAACAAUGAUGUGGAAACAGGUUGCUGUCAAUUACAUGGAAAAAACUAUGUUUCUUUUAAAUCACAUUGUGGAUGGAUCGUUAGAUGAAGGGGUGGCCUAUGGUAGCUACACUGCUAAAUCAGUCACACAGUAUGUGUUCCUUGCACUGCGCCACUUUAAUAUUGACAACACACAAAACAACUGGCUUAAAGAACAUGUCUGGUUUUAUUAUGCCACUCUUUUGCCUGGCUUUCAGAGGACUGUGGGGAUAGCAGACUCAAAUUACAAUUGGUUCUAUGGGCCUGAAAGCCAGCUUGUAUUUUUGGACACUUUUGUUCUUAAAAAUGGCACAGGAAACUGGUUGGCACAACAGAUCAGAAAGCACAGACCCAAAGACAGCCCUAUGGGACAAUCUACAGCUCAGAGGUGGACCACUCUUCACACAGAGUACAUCUGGUACAAUGCCCAUUUAAAUUCGCAGCCUCCUCAUGGAUCUGGGAGUCCUAGAAUGCAUAUUUUCUCGAACUGGGGUGUUGUAACAUACGGAGCUGCUCUGCCCAACAGUCAGGGUAAUACAUUUGUCUCCUUCAAAUCUGGCAAGCUAGGUGGUCGCGCAGUCUAUGACAUUGUUCAUAUGAAACCAUACUCCUGGAUUGAUGACUGGAACAAUUUUAACCCCGGACAUGAGCACCCAGAUCAAAAUUCCUUUACCUUUGCGCCGAAUGGGCAAGUAUUUGUGUCUGAGGCCCUUUAUGGGCCAAAAUACAGCUACUUAAACAAUGUUUUGGUUUUUGCACCUUCUCCCACUAGCCAAUGCAAUGAGCCCUGGGAGGGCCAGAUGGGGGAAUGUGCUAAGUGGCUCCGCUGGACAGAUGACAAGGUUGGAGACACAGCUGGGGAGGUCAUCACAGCUUCCUAUCACAAAGACAUGAUGUUCAUUGCUGGUGAAGCAGGACCUGCAUAUUCCCCUGCAAUGAAAUUAAAAAGUGUCUACCGUGCUCUGGUUCUUCUCAAUUCCCAGACGCUCCUUGUAGUAGACCACGUUGAGAAAGAGGAGAAUUCCCCUAUUAACCUGAUUAGUGCCUUUUUCCACAAUCUUGACAUUGAUUUUAAAUAUGUCCCUUACAGGUUCAUGGAAAGAUACAGUGGUGCACUGAUGGAUGUCUGGGAUGCUCAUUAUAAAAUGUUUUGGUUUGAUCAUCAGGGCAGCAGCCCUGUUCCUAACAUUCAAGAAGCAGAACAGGCUGCAGAAUUUAAGAAACGGUGGACACAAUUUGUGAAUGUGACGUUUCAAAUGAAAAGCACAGUCUCAAGAAUGGUCUAUGUACUCCACGGACCCUAUGUUAAGCUUACUAAUUGCAGGUUUCUUGAUAACAGCAAAAAUGGACUAAAGCUUGGAGUAACCAUCAACAACACUGAGAAAAUUGUGUCCAUUGUGACACAGUACAGGGAUCUAGGCGCACGGUUAAGUUACCUGGGCUUUGGUGGUUAUGCCAAAGUGGAAGACAGACAGCAGGUUACAAGAUUUGGUUUAGGAACACAACCUGUGCUCAAUCCAAGCACAACAGACAGCACUUUACUUGAUUUUGGGUUUGUGGUUAACUUGAUAGCAGGAGUGACGCUGUGUGUUGCCAUAGGAUUUUUGACUUUGCAAAGGAAGUUUUACAUUUGCUUCAGCAAAAUUAUGCGCUAUGCUCUCAUAACAGUCCUCCUCCUUUGGAUAAUUGAGCUGCUGUUUGUCUCCAACAGUUGUGACCAACUCCUUUGUGGUGUGAAAUGGAGUGGUAUUAUCACAGACCCUGAUGCAAAUGUGGAAACAAAACUUUCCAAACAGCACCCCUUCUUAUUACCGACGGUUGUAAUCACAACUCUUCCCGGUUCAGGAGCAGAAAUUUUAAAGCACCUUUUUUACAACAACUCCGAUUUUAUUUACCUUCGGAUUCCUACUGAGCACCUAGACUUGCCUGAGACAGACUUUGAAUUUGACUCAUUUGUGGAUGUAUGUGAGUGGUCAAGGUCUGAUGCCCUAAAUGGACGUUUUAAAAUAAUACAGGGCUGGUUUCAUUCCCUAGUGCAUAAUCCUAAAAUACACUUGCAGAACAUUCAAUUGCAUGAAAUGAGCAGAGGCAAGCUGACUCAGAGAGGCAGUGCUCUCAAAGAUAAGAAAAAAAGAAUCAAGAGAAAAGAGCCUUUGACUGAACAGAAAGGUAGAGCAAAAGGAAGCCUGGACAGGGAUGCUGAAUACAUUAAGGAAUUGCGAAGACACAUUGGUUUGUAUCAAAAUGCACGUGUGGUUCUUAGCCUAAGAAGUGGGAGCUGGGCUUUAAAGCUUCCUUUCAUCCAAGAAGUUAUUGGCCCCUCUUUGAGGGCUUUAUAUGUUGUAAGGGAUCCACGUGCUUGGAUUUACCUAAUGCUAUAUAACAGCAAACCCAAUCUCUACACUUUGAAAAACAUCCCGCAGCACUUAUCAAUGAUCUUUAAAGGGGACAAUAACGGAGACAGCUGCCACCCUAGUUUAGGGUGUACUCCGGAGUUCAAGACUCUUCACAGACUGCUGUCACACUCUGAAAGCAAUCCAGUUUUGCUUCUAGCACAUUUGUGGCUUGCUCAUACAUCUGCAGCACAAAGAAUUAACAACAAUUUACUCCCAGUAAAUUACUUGUUGGUGAAAUUUGAGGAUAUUGUUCACUAUCCGCAAGAAACAGCCGAAAAGGUGCAUACCUUCCUAGGUAUACCUGUGACUCCUGCAGCUAUAAACCAGCUCUUGUUUGCUACCCAGACAAACAUGUUUAGUCUUCUUUAUGAGGGGGAUAUAUCACCUACAAACAUAAAUACUUGGAGGCAGAAAAUGCCCAGAAAGGACAUUAAAAUAAUUGAAGAUGUAUGUUGGUCUGUGAUGAAAAAGUUAGGGUAUUUAAAGUUUACUAGUUAAAUGCUGCAGGUCAGCUUUAUUUUUUGAUACACUUUUUUAUUCAUUUUGCACUAACAAAAUAAAGUGAAAUUGUAAUGUGUGAUGAAACCACUCUGCAAAGGUCUAAAGAGAAGGAAGGAAGCUUACUUUUUUUUGUUAAAUUUGACAAUAACUGUUUCAGUUUGUACUGUGUAACUGUUGGUAAUAAUGGUUGAAUAUGAUAUUUUACAUUGAAGUGUUAUUGGAACAUUUUCAGUGUUGCUUUUAGCUUUAGUAAUGUUUUCCCUAUUCCUAGGCAAUUUUUGAUCGGAAUGAAUGGGAUGUCUUUGAGCUAUUUAAUGUUUUAUGUGGAGAUGACACAUAGGUGUUCUCAAUCCUCCAAAAAUCAUCUCGUCAUUUGAGAGUGGUUAUUUUUGUAAUGUUGUGUCAAAUGUAGAAUUGUGCUUCUGGUACUAAGUCUUAUAUAAAAC